GCCGCCAAUCAAAAACAAGACGAAGAAGAAGAAGACGAAUGGGAGGAAGAAGAAGUUGUUGUUGAUGCAGCUCUUUGUUUAGCAAUAACCUGCACAUUUGAGAUCUUUAAAAACUCCACAUCUACCGAAGAUGAGUCCACGGAAGAGUGUGUCUCUGAGAACUGCAGCAGAGAAAACCAAACGCAAGAAGAGGACAGUGCUCACUGAGGAUCAGAAACACAAAGUCAAGGAAAGUUCUGAGAUGCUUGACGCUGACAAUGGUAAAGAGACGGAUGGCCGCGAGCUGAAGGUGAGCAACCGAUCCAUAAAGUCCAAGGAACACUCUGCAGACCUCCGGGAUAAAAUUGUGGCGAGGCACAAAUCAGGUCAGGGUUAUAAAACCAUUUCUAAAGCUCUGAAUAUUCCCAGGAGCACAGUGGCUUCAAUAAUAGUGAAAUGGAAGAAGUUUGGAACCACCAGGACUCUCCCUAGAGUUGGUCGUCCACAGAAACUGAGUAAGCGGGCAAAAAGGGCCCUGGUCAGGGAGGUGACCAAGAACCCAAUGGUGACCCUAACAGAGCUCCAGAAGUCCGCUGCGGUGAUGGGAGAAUCUGUUGGAAAAGCAACCAUCUCAGCAGCUCUCCAUCGCUCGGGCUUUUAUUGUAAAGUAGUCAGAGAGAACCCACUCUGAGUUAAGGUGUACGGCAGCCUGCUGGGGACAUGUAAAGGACUCAAAGCGCAUGAAGGAAAAGAUUCUCUGAUCUCAUGAGACAAAAACUGAACUCCAAACACUAGUUCUGCUCAUCACCUCGUUACCACCCCUUACGGUGAAGGAUGGUCAUGGCAGUAUCAUGUUAUGGAGGGCGGGGGGGUUCUUCAUGAUAGGGACAGGGAGACUGGUCAGAAUGCAUGUGACUGGGGCAACAAGGGGCCUGAAGUUUAGCUCAGUUCACAGAUAGUUCCCAUCCACUCUGAUGGUGUUUGAGUGGAUCUGUUGGGAAGAAGAUAAACUGCCCAAAUCCAGGGGUGCACUGCUUUUCAAGACUGAAGACUGGAAGGUGUUACUGCUGCCAAAGGGGCUCUCCAAUAUACUGUAUUAAUGGUCUGAAUACUUUUGUAUAAAUGAAAGAUCUACGUUUUUCGUUUGUAAUAAAGUUGUAAAAAUGUCCAAA
Messenger RNA from Lates calcarifer (barramundi perch), 1151 nucleotides. RefSeq names its product centrin-3. The coding region runs from base 131 to 670 and encodes 179 amino acids. Gene Ontology annotation, biological process: DNA transposition; DNA integration. The transcript is spliced from 2 exons. Lineage: Eukaryota; Metazoa; Chordata; Actinopteri; Centropomidae. The record is from RefSeq and is a predicted model, not a curated record. Gene Ontology annotation, molecular function: DNA binding.